This is a messenger RNA of Melanaphis sacchari, 618 nucleotides long. It is a transcript of the gene RpI12, whose product is annotated as DNA-directed RNA polymerase I subunit RPA12. The transcript has 4 exons. Gene Ontology annotation, molecular function: nucleic acid binding; DNA-directed RNA polymerase activity; zinc ion binding. The record is from RefSeq and is a predicted model, not a curated record. Gene Ontology annotation, biological process: termination of RNA polymerase I transcription; DNA-templated transcription. The coding region runs from base 173 to 544 and encodes 123 amino acids. Gene Ontology annotation, cellular component: RNA polymerase I complex. NCBI's taxonomy places the organism in Eukaryota, Metazoa, Arthropoda, Insecta, Hemiptera, Aphididae.
UGAGAUCAUGAUAACCCAUGCGGCAUGCAUCAUGACUGAGCGGUAAACACGAGUCAUACAAAAAAUCGUCUUUCAGCUUUCAAACUUUUUGAAACUUCAUACGCGUCUUAAUUAAAGUCUUGACAGUGAAACCGUUUUUCCGUUUUGUGAGCUGAUUGGAAAAAUUAGGUAAAUGGAAUCAAUCAACGACAUUGAUACAUAUCCAGGAUUUUGUUCAAAAUGUGGUUCAAUACUACCGUCAUUAAGUAUGGAAGAAUUUAUUAAAUGUUAUUCGUGUAAAACAGUCUUUGGGCCAGAAAUUUAUGGUAAUUCUGUCGCUGAAUACAAUAUUAUUUUGAACUCUGUAGAAGAUAUAGAUAAUGUAGUAAAAAAUGAGCAUAACAAAAACGAUGCUGAUGACGGUCCUAUUGCUGAGAGAAGAUGUAGCCAAUGUGGUCACAACCUGAUGUCUUAUGCUGCUGUGCAAUUGAGAUCAGCUGAUGAAGGACAAACUGUGUUUUACACUUGUCUUAAAUGCAAAUUCACGGAAUCAGAAAACUCUUAAAACAAUCUCAAAAAUCUGUAAUCCAUUUUUGUAUAUAACAAUCAAGUUAAAUAAAGUUAUUCUCGUUUUUAAAC